Corticium candelabrum is the source of this 716-nucleotide messenger RNA. RefSeq lists its product as uncharacterized. The record is from RefSeq and is a predicted model, not a curated record. Lineage: Eukaryota; Metazoa; Porifera; Homoscleromorpha; Homosclerophorida; Plakinidae. The transcript has 3 exons. Bases 52 to 540 code for a protein of 162 amino acids.
ACGUCAAUUUCAACUCGAGACACAUCUGCUGUGUCAUUCAGCACCACAUCGAUGCCAGACGAACACAGGGCGACAACACCUGAAGAUAUCGAUGAUACCGACGAUAUGGAUGACACAGAUCAAGAAGAAAUCUCUAUUGACGAUGUUGAUUCCUCUCCAGAUGGCACCAUUGUCGUACAUUCGACUGCAUGCAAUGUGAUUUUCUCUAACACCGGUACAAAAAUCAAAUGCGGAGGAGUUUCGGAUGGAACUGCGGCUGGUGCAAGUGUGGGUGCGUUUGUUUUCGGUUGUAUUGUAGGAAUCGUUUCAACUUUGCUGUUGGUAUGGCGUCUUAACCUUCGGCAAGUGGAAAAUCAUAAACCACAAGUAUCUAGUGACGAGAAACUAACCGAGUCCAGUGCGUAUGUGGCUGAGCUAUCGACAAAUAGGGUAUCUCAAGCGGUGUAUGACGACCUUGUCGAAACACAGCAACAGUCCACCAACUCUCUUUUCACUACCAAUGCCGUUUACUUAGCAACGGAUGCUGCAACUGCAGUUUGAAUUAAUGUUUGAAUUGUCUUAGAUAAAGUAGCAAACCAUCUCAAAUGUUUUCCAUGCAAGUACGUUGUUUGAAGUAUAUUUUGUUCUGACCUUCAUUGCGGAACAUAGUGACGUGAUUUGGAAUACGAAUUUCUAUACAAAUAGAUAAUACAGAUACUAAAUAUUGAUUCUUUUAA